This is a messenger RNA of Spea bombifrons (plains spadefoot toad), 5263 nucleotides long. RefSeq names its product G protein-coupled receptor kinase 3 (gene GRK3). Lineage: Eukaryota; Metazoa; Chordata; Amphibia; Anura; Pelobatidae. The transcript is spliced from 21 exons. Gene Ontology annotation, biological process: regulation of signal transduction; G protein-coupled receptor signaling pathway; protein phosphorylation. Gene Ontology annotation, molecular function: G protein-coupled receptor kinase activity; G protein-coupled receptor binding; ATP binding. The record is from RefSeq and is a predicted model, not a curated record. Bases 1302 to 3368 code for a protein of 688 amino acids.
CCCGUUUUUGUUGCCGUCCUGUGGAGCUGCCGGAGGUUUCAUUCUAAGCCGAGAGGGAAGCCCAGCUGUUCCAGAUACCGCACUGCAAAGGAAGGCGGAGAUCGUGUUUACAAGGGGCUCCCUCGUUAAGGAUAUAUGUAUUCACAUUCGUUUUUUUCGUGGGCUGUGGAAUAAACCCGCCUCUUUUCUCCUGAGUAGAAUUAGACACAGGCGAGCAAUGCUUUCACGUGGAUUUUGGAGGAGAAGGCUCUGAGGAAGCACAUCUGUUUUUAUGUGGACUCUUUUAUUCUUGCCUAUAUUGUGCUGUGUGUGUUUUUUUUUCUUCUCAUUGUGAUUAAAUCAGUGCUUUCCACACAUGCAUGUAGGGUGAUCUCUGUCUGGAAGCCAUUUUCACCGGGGUUUAGAACACGCUGAGCUGCAGAAAUACAUAGGCUUUCUUUUUUUUUUUCUUUCUGUGGACUGAAGCACGGUGGGGACAGGAAAGGCUUGGAUGUGUCCAUAAGAUCUGCAACAUGUUGGGGAGAGGAACCGAGAGGCAUUUUAUAUGCAAAGCUGCCUGAUCUCUUCUCCCUUUGCAAUGCCAUAUCCAGCCCUUGCAGGGAUCCAGAGCUCUUGGCAAUAGCAACACACACACAUACACAAAAAAAAAAGUCUUAAAGGCAUUGAAUCCAACACAUCCCAGACUGGAGAGUCUCUACAGAAAUAAUACAUAUCUCAGAAUGAAAUGCUGAUCGGGUCACACGCUGGGAGUUCUUACAUUUGGAUUUUAGCUCAUCCAGAAUUGACACUGUGAUUUCUCAUUGAAAUAGGUUGGAUGAUUCUGAUUAUUAUCAUUAUUGCAGCUCCUCUCUCCUUCAAGAACAUUCUUUCAUGAAGAGAGGCCCCAUUCAGGAGGGAUUGUCAUUUUUCUCCCCGUUUUUUAUGUAUAUAUUGUGGAAUCCUAUCAAGAAACUGCAAGGAACCCAAAAUUUUGGCACACACCCUUCACCGACCUCCAACCUAUAGAUUUCUUUUGCUAAUGGGCUUCACCUGUACCAAAUAUUAAUAUACGUACGCACACAUUCAAGUGAAUAGUGCUUAUCUGGACUGUCCUAUGCUAUAAUAGGAUUUCAGUGCUUUUUUUUUUUUAAUUUGGAAAAUAUUUUAUUUUCGUAUUAAUUUAUUGGCGAAUACUGUAUUUUUUUGUCUAUUUCUUAGCUUGUGCUGCUGCGUGACAGGAGGGGGUAUUUUGGCUGCAUUUUGUCCCCCUUUUCAUUGUAAGGUAUAUUUUUGGCCUGUUUUGGCUUAAGACCUUUUCAAACAUGGCGGACCUCGAAGCGGUGUUGGCCGAUGUCAGCUACCUUAUGGCGAUGGAGAAAAGCAAGUCUACGCCGGCAGCCAGGGCCAGUAAGAAGAUAGUGCUACCUGAGCCUAGCAUUCGAAGCGUGAUGCAGAAAUAUCUGGAGGAGAGAGGUGAACUGACCUUCGACAAGAUAUUCAACCAGAAAAUAGGUUUCUUGCUUUUCAAAGAGUUUUGCACAAGUGAUAUGGAUGAAGGUGUUCCUCAGUUAAAGUUUUAUGAAGAGAUAAAAGAAUACGAGAAGCUAGAUUCUGAGGAAGACAGACUUUGUAGGAGUCGACAGAUUUAUGACACAUAUAUAAUGAAAGAGCUACUAUCUUGUUCUCAUCCGUUUUCCAAGCAAGCUGUAGAUCAUGUACAAGCCCAUCUUGCCAAGAAACAAGUGCCACCUACUCUAUUUCAGCCAUACAUAGAAGAAAUAUGUGACAGUCUCCGGGGCAAGAUAUUUCAGAAGUUUAUAGAAAGUGAUAGGUUUACUAGGUUUUGCCAGUGGAAAAAUGUGGAACUAAAUAUCCAUCUGACCAUGAAUGACUUCAGUGUCCAUCGAAUAAUUGGGCGAGGUGGAUUUGGAGAAGUUUAUGGCUGCCGCAAAGCAGACACUGGUAAAAUGUAUGCAAUGAAGUGUUUAGAUAAGAAGAGGAUCAAGAUGAAGCAAGGAGAGACGCUAGCCUUAAAUGAAAGAAUAAUGUUAUCCCUGGUCAGCACAGGAGACUGUCCAUUUAUUGUGUGUAUGACAUACGCUUUCCACACACCAGACAAACUCUGCUUCAUCCUGGACCUGAUGAAUGGUGGAGAUUUGCACUACCACCUUUCACAACAUGGAGUGUUCUCCGAGAAGGAGAUGAGGUUUUAUGCUGCUGAAAUUAUCCUCGGUUUGGAGCAUAUGCAUAACCGCUUUGUGGUAUACAGAGACUUGAAGCCAGCAAAUAUUCUGUUAGAUGAGCAUGGACAUGUUAGGAUAUCGGACUUGGGCCUCGCUUGUGAUUUCUCUAAAAAGAAGCCCCAUGCUAGCGUAGGAACACAUGGAUACAUGGCUCCGGAGGUGUUACAAAAAGGAACCGCAUACGACAGCAGUGCAGACUGGUUCUCCCUAGGAUGCAUGCUUUUCAAACUUCUGAGAGGUCACAGCCCAUUCAGGCAGCACAAAACCAAAGACAAACAUGAAAUCGACCGGAUGACGCUCACUAUGAAUGUCGAGCUGCCAGAUUCAUUCACCCCAGAGCUUAAGUCCCUGUUGGAAGGCCUUCUCCAGAGAGAUGUAAGCAAGAGGCUUGGCUGCCAGGGAUCUAGUGCUCUUGAGGUUAAACAGCAUCCUUUCUUCAAAGGCAUUGACUGGCAACAGGUGUACUUGCAAAAGUAUCCCCCGCCAUUGAUUCCUCCGCGCGGUGAAGUUAAUGCAGCUGAUGCCUUUGAUAUUGGGUCAUUUGAUGAAGAAGACACGAAAGGCAUUAAGCUCCUAGAUAGUGAUCAAGAAUUAUACAAGAACUUCCCUUUGGUUAUAUCAGAACGUUGGCAACAAGAAGUAGCAGAAACAGUUUAUGAAGCUGUCAAUGCCGACACAGAUAAGAUCGAAGCCAGGAAGAGAGCCAAAAACAAGCAGCUGGGUCAUGAAGAAGAUUAUGCACUAGGAAAAGACUGCAUUAUGCAUGGCUACAUGCUAAAACUGGGAAACCCGUUCCUGACUCAGUGGCAGCGACGCUACUUUUACCUCUUUCCAAACAGACUUGAAUGGAGGGGAGAGGGAGAAUCACGGCAAAGUUUAUUGACCAUGGAGCAGAUUGUAUCGGUGGAAGACACACAGAUUAAAGACAAGAAAUGCAUCUUGUUGAAGAUCAAAGGAGCCAAACAGUUUGUCUUGCAGUGUGAGAGUGAUCCGGAAUUUGUACAGUGGAAGAAGGAGCUGACCGAGGCAUUCACUGAGGCACAAAGGCUGUUACGUCGGGCUCCAAAGUUUCUGAACAAGUCCCGAUCCGCAGUUGUAGAAAUCUCUAAACCACCACUUAGUCACAGAAAUAGUAAUGGCCUUUAGGUGGCAACACAGGACCAAGAGAUUUUAGGGAGAUGACUACUUACACCGCCUUGCCCAAGGAUGAGAGCAUCAUCAUUAGUUACUCGUAUGGCCCUUAACAGCAAGGUGUACAUAGAAGCGGCUUUGGAAGCCUGCGUCACAUAUUGUCUGCUGAAGAAGAGAAGUUGCCACAGUCUGAGGCGAUGAAGAGAUGAAUUUUCACUAACCGGAGUGUGGAAAGUCUAAAUUAGUGAUUGCUCAUCAAUUUCAUGUAUCAGAUUACCCUGUAGAUGUCCUAAAAUGGCCUGCCUCUUAGUGAUAAGCAAGAAAAAAAAAACAUCCCUUGCUUUUUCCUCUUGGCAUAUGCAUGCUUUGGUGUAUGCCAACCAAGCGUAUGAAAUGGUUUUUGCAGUAGUUGCUAUUACGUUGUUUUUAAAGUCUGAAACUCAACAUAUCCCUGGAUGUUUUCUGAAGGCACUGCGGCGUUGUAAGAAUGUUCUCAAGAUGAUAGCUUUUAUGAGUGUUGCCAUGUGUUCCCAGACCUCCUUUCUCCUCCCAACUUGCACUGUUGACUUUGUUUUAACUGGCAGUGUGAUGAAUCUUUUAUGCACUUCAAAUUACUGACUUUUAUCUGUCCUGUGGUUACAACAUGUAGAUACUUCAUGGGAACUGCGACUCAAGAAUAUUCACCCUAGUUCUGUGUCACCAAAUAUAGUGGCUACCACUGUCUUGCUUUGUAUGGAGAUAGAAAUAUUCUAGUGGAGUAAUUAUCGGUGAACUGGAGUGCAUGGUAGCUUUGUCUAGUGGUCUAUUAGCCAGUCAGCAAGUUUAGCACAGUUAUUAAACAGGCUCAUUCUUCGGAUACGUUUACAGUAAAUUAUACAUAGACAUUUUUAUCUUUUUUUUAAGUUUUGUUUUCAUCUUUUUUUUUUCUUUGCUUUCUCCAUUUCAGGUCAAUUGCACUUUUUACUUGUUUUUUUAAAAUCAAAUUUGCAAAAAUGAAGAAUUAGAAUAUUGGAUAACACCGGUACGCAACAUACUAAAGCCCUGUACCAGUCUAUUAGCUGUAUAGAAUAUUUAAAAAAAUUGUUUUUCCGCUUUUGCACGUUCCAUUUGCUCUCCAUGCGUUUCAUGUAGGGGAUGCUGACUCUGUCCUUGUUUCAUAGGAGGCAACAUGUUCAGAAUUCUACAGACGUUUAUAAGACUGUGAAUCCUGAUUAAUCACGGCAGACUAAUAUGGUUGGUCUGCCUUACGUUCCUUUCUAUUACAUGCUCAUGUGUUGGGUUGGAACGUCUACCCACUGGAAAUGGUGCCUCUUGGUGAUGGUGAUUCUGCGACUCAAGAAGUUUGCUUUUGGCCACUCUUCGGUUUCAUUGUCCAAGUCUUGUUUUUAUUUUAUUUUAAAAUGAAGUGCAAAGUGCCAAUGGACUCAAGAACUUCAUAGAAACGUAUUCCUUAUAUUUAUCCUGAAAAUGUGUACCUGUAAAUAUUAUUUAAGGAAUAGCUACACACAAGAAAGUGGAAAUAACAAACAAAAAAAAAAAAAAACUGGUGUGCAUAGCAUGAGUUUUGUCAAUUCUGGUAUUCUGGUUAACAUUGAUAUUGAUUUGACCGCCACCAUGUUUUUCAUCCUUCUACCUUCACAUUGCACCAAUCUGGCAAGGAUAUGUUUUGUUAUAAAAUAAAUGGUUAAUUGAUUAUAUACAAUGUGCGGUGGAUUGAGAAAGUAGUUUAUAACACCCAUUGUAUUGGUUAGGGUAAAUAAACUGGUGUGAAGUUGGGGAUCCAUGUUCAUUAGCCACAGGCAUUCAUACAUGUAGGUUUUUGUUAUUACGGCUUCUUAAAGGGAAGAAUGAAGGGCAUGUGUUUCUUGCCCCCAUUUUUGAUUAAUUUAAAACUUGAGUGCAAAAACAAA